Messenger RNA from Alnus glutinosa, 1094 nucleotides. RefSeq names its product LIM domain-containing protein WLIM1-like. Gene Ontology annotation, cellular component: actin cytoskeleton; plasma membrane. The coding region runs from base 188 to 781 and encodes 197 amino acids. Lineage: Eukaryota; Viridiplantae; Streptophyta; Magnoliopsida; Fagales; Betulaceae. The transcript has 5 exons. Gene Ontology annotation, biological process: actin filament bundle assembly. Gene Ontology annotation, molecular function: actin filament binding. The record is from RefSeq and is a predicted model, not a curated record.
UCUGAAAGUCUACUUUUGGUCUCACCAAUCUCCUGCAGGCUGCAACUCACACUUGUCUGUCAGCUCCUCUUCUUAUCUCCCUCCCCACAUGUUUUCUCCUCCCAGUUGAACAACUCCUCCAAAAACUCUCUCUAAGAGAGCAGAAAAGAGAGCCCAAUUGGCAAUUCUGGUGCAUUUGCUAGGACACAUGGCGUUUGCAGGAACAACCCAGAAGUGCAUGGCCUGUGACAAGACUGUUUAUCUCGUUGAUAAGCUAACCGCCGACAACCGCAUCUACCACAAAGCCUGCUUCCGAUGCCAUCACUGCAAAGGAACUCUCAAGCUCGGCAAUUACAAUUCCUUUGAGGGAGUUCUCUAUUGCAGGCCACACUUUGAUCAGCUGUUCAAAAGAACUGGCAGCCUUGACAAAAGCUUUGAAGGGACACCAAAAAUUGCAAAACCGGAGAAACCUGUUGAUGGCGAGAAACCCACCGCAAAUAAGGUUUCAAGUAUGUUUGGUGGAACCAGAGACAAAUGUGUCGGCUGCAAAAACACCGUCUAUCCAACUGAGAAGGUUACUGUAAAUGGGACUCCUUAUCACAAGAGCUGUUUCAAAUGCUGCCAUGGAGGGUGUGUAAUCAGCCCAUCCAACUACAUUGCACACGAGGGCCGACUCUACUGCAAAUACCACCACACUCAACUCAUCAAGGAAAAGGGCAACUUGAGCCAGCUUGAGGGAGAUCAUGAGAAGGAUGCAACGAAUGAGAAAUCCAAUGGCAGGGAAGUUGCUGCCGAGACAUGAUUUGCUUGACAUCUACUUCUGGUUUUUUGCCUUCCCAUCAUGUGUUUCUAUCCGCCCUCCGUCCGAUUGGUGUACCGAUUUUAGGCCUUUUGCUUAGAAUGCAGAUAGACUUCUUAAUAUUUCCUGUUGAAGUGUGCGCGCCUUCAUUUGUUGUUUUAUGGGGUUUGUUGCAAGAAGAUCGUGGAUGCUCAAAUGGAUGCCAAUACCUACUCGAUUCCCAGCACGUGAUACAGUGAACAAGUAUUGAUGUUCUGUUGUUAACUCUUAUUGUGUUCCAUUUUCAAUAAAUGUUGAUGAUCCCACACUUUCUCCC